CAGUGUCUUGUUUGUGUACUACAUGGUUCCAGUUUUCAAAUUGGAAUUUUGCCAGCUGAUUCUCCAUAGACAAGACUUCAAUGGGUUUAUCAUAUAUCACAUGUUUUCUGUGGCUCUAGCUGUCUGCCUCCCUCAGAUGUCAGGGGUGCCAGCUGCAUGCUUUCUGAUGUAAUGGUGAAACAAAAUCUCAGGGGCUUGUACAUGUAACUUCUCCAUGACAUGCUGAUAUGGUGAUCAUCUGCUGCUAGAAUACUUACUGCCUUGAACAAACUUAAAACAUGGCUGAGUUAAAAGACGAACUCUUUCUCGAUCUUCUCACCAAGGAGGAGCGAGAGGCUCUCCUCAACAAGAAAAUGGAGGAAAUUAGGAAAAAGAACGAUGCUCUCCGGAGACGGCACCAGGAAAUUGAGGCCGACAAGAAGUAUGCUGCCAAGUUGAAGGUCAGCGCGGAAGAGCAUUCCAAUGUCAAGGACAACUAUCGACCACAAAAGACUCCAUCGCCCAGAAAGGACAUAAUGCCUUCGACUGGCGAAGACAAAAAAGCUCGGGUUUCGAAGUCAGGUGGUCGAGGCAGAGGCAAAGUUAAAAAAGAGGAUCCUGUUGAUCACCGAGGCGACUUUCGGGUGAUUCAGUGGGAGUUCAAGAACAGUGCCAUCCAAGAUAAGGACAACGAGGACUUCCCUCAGAGGACACCACCCAGAACGUUUCAUAAAUCGCCAAACACUUCAGGUCAGAGGAAGAGGCCACACCAAAAGAAGACGAAUAAUGAAAACCGAUUUAGCUUUCCGCAACUGCGUCAGGACAUGCCUCGUGUUGAUGAUGAGGGUGACGAUGAUGACGAAGUGUGGGAGCCAAGCAGACGCGGCGAUGUCGACCACAGGCAGAUGAGCUGUCAGGGUGACGCAGAUCACAGGAAUCGGUGGAAGUCUCACGAUACGAGACACGAUCAGUUUUCGAAUUCUUCUCCUGCCCCACAUGGUAGAGGCAGGCUGCAGGAGUUAUCUCAAGAUGGCAGUGGUCCUCCUCCAGACCCCACCUAUAACUUCCUCUUGGACAGGCGUCGAGAAUCGUCCAACCAGGAACCCAGAGAGUCGACAAGGAAAGAAUCAAGAAGACAUCCCAAAAACUUCGGAGGUCAAGAUUUUGGGAAUGUUCCUGCUCAGAUGAGAGAGAGAAAAGAAAGACAAGAAAGGCCAAAGUCUGGUCCUCCAAGAACGAAGAUGGAAAUGUCCCUGGCAAUGACUGGACGGGAGCGACUGGAGUACACCCACUGGAAGGAAGAGCGCGAACGCAUCGACAGUGAGAGACUAGCACGACAGAAAUCUCAAACUGGAGAAUGGCGCAGAGCUUGGGAUGCUGAAAAAAAUCAGCAGGAUUUCGAUGAAGCUUCCAGUAAUCAAAGAACAGAGCCAGCAAAACGUCCAGCUGGUCGAAUUGGUAGUGGUAGAUUUGACCGAGGCGAACGCGAUGAACGCCACCGGGUCGAGACCCCAGGUCGGCAGAAAGCAGGUGUCAAAAUAGAAGAUCAGCUCCCACCAAAACCUGGUCGAGGUCGUGCAAGGGGUCGUGGAAGGGGCCGAGGAAGAGGCUCCCCACGCCCAAGAACAUUUUCAGGAGGAGACGAAACCCGCAAGGUCGAAUGUCAGAAGGAUCUACUGGUUGUCAAGAUUGACAACUCGGGGAAAGAACACGAUACUUCUGUGGAAGUAGAAUACUGGGAUGAUGACUUGCUGGAGGUCAAGUCAGUGGGAAGGACUCCUCCUGGAGGCUCACAAGCUCCAGCUUCCCGGACACCCAAACUACCUGAAACUAAUAGUCAUGUUAAGUCCAGCCAUGCACCUACUACCACACCUGUGGUCAAGGACCAGUUUAUUGACUCCGUGGAUGAUCUGAGCAGGAAGCGGACUGACAGCCAAAGUCUGAGCUUAAGUGCUGGGGACGACCACGACCAUGAUGAAUCAUGGGAAGACUGUCCAGACAGUUCAGAAUUUUAUGGAACCACUGAUGACGAAAGCAAGAGCCAGUCGAGUCACAAAGACUUUAAGAGCAACAAGGUCAAGGAUCAUCAGCUAAAGCUGAAUACAAGGUUAAAUCCUGAUGCUGCCGAAUUUCAGCCAUCACCUCCUGAUGUGGGAGUGGGCGAAUUUUUGCCAACGUCGCCAGACUUCAUGAAGACGCCUCCAGGCCAUGUAAAAGUGAUGGACUGGGUGUCAGAAGUGACAGACAACCUGAGUCCUACCUCGCCUCCACCAAUGGAAGGCUAUGCUAUCAAGAAGGAAUUGCUGCAGAAGAACUGUCAGGCGACUUUGUUCAAGGAGAAAAUACAUCAGGAUGACGUGACCAAACAGAGCUCUUCUGUUGAAGGAGUUACAAAGAUGGAAUCACAUACUUCUUCAAAUGGGCAGGAACAGACAGAAGGUGUAUGUGAAGAAGAAGGUGAUGAAUUAUUUGAAAUAGCCCCUGAACAUGGAGAAGGCACCAGCGAUGCUCCAUCAACAAGAAUUGCAGAUGCUGUUGAAGCUCCAUCUGGUACAGAUCCAGAACUUAAUAAAGACAGCAGAAUACUCACUGAGGAAAACACUGGGGAAAAAUCCAUGGAGGACAAUCAGAAUACAGAGAAUCCACAGUGUGACUCAGAAGGUACAAAGGAUGUUAGUGUUGAAGAAACUGACACAUCUGAUGUACCAGAUGCCAAAUGUAACAACUUGCAGGAACAAGUUGAACAACCUGUCCAGAGCACACAACUAGUCCAAGAUGCUACACAAGACAGUGUAGCUAUCAAAGAAAAAGAUGUGAAUGAACUUUCUGCUAACAGUGUACAGAAAGACAAUACUCUGUCUGAUGUUGAUGAAUGCAGUGAUCAACCAGAACAGGGUAAAGUUGAGGACUCUGUGGAUGUAGAAAACAAAGAUGAUGAUGACGAAUCAUCUAAACAGGCAGUGCCUUCUCCUAACACAUCUAAAGAAGAUACAAGCGUUGCAUCUUCAGAUAAAAAAGAAGGUGAGGCAGAAAGUAAACAAGAUACUGUCGUUAAAGAAGACAGUACAUCGGAGAAAUCCGACACUAAUGAUGAUCAAGUGUCUGAAUCUACAGUUCCCAAAAAUAUAGCAGAUGAAUCAGCCAUGGAACAGAAGAGUUCUGAUGAAGCUGAAGGUCCUCAUCGAGAGCCUUCCACCACUGAUGACCACCGACCUGCAGCAGAAAGUCCACCUUCUUCUUGAUCAUCUGAUGGCGGUCAAUGAGAAAGUGGUCUUCUUGCGAAACCUUUUUUUCGGCAAAACAUGCACCUAUCCCAAACAUCAACCUUCAUACUUUUCAUCUCAUACCCUGGACGACACUUUGACAAUUUGUGAGCCGGUGUGCAAUGUUUUAUGUGCUGAGGCAUUUAGUAUUUGUAUUUGAUGCAGUUUGUGUGUAGAGUUCCCCACUGUAACACACAGUAACUAUGCAGCAUUUCAGAUUUUAUAUCAGAUUUGUUGGCAAUGUUUUAAUAGUGACAUUGACAAGCAUAUCUCGUGUGUUUUACAACAGCAAAAUGUUUUAUGCAAUUCAGACUUUGCUGUUUUUCAGUUGGAUAUUUCGGAUAGUGAAUAACACAAAAAUAGCAUAAUGUUGUAUUUAUUCGCAAGAUAGCUUACAAUGUAAGAAGACUUUAUUUUGGAGUUGUCUUUCACUUGUGACAAUCGUGGGCAAGAAAAUAAACUCAUUCUCUUUGUAUUAAUGUUUGAAGCCAGUUUAGUGUGUGAAAUUGUUUGCAGUGAUAAAGAAUAGGUCAAAAGAUAUACUGCCAAAAAGAAGGAAGGGUCCCAAGUCUUCUUAAGAAGCUUCGAUGGUGCAGUAGUUAGUGCUGUGGGAAGUGCAUAUAAAAGAUCCUUGGCUGCCAAUAGAAAAAAGUAGCAGAUUUUGUCUAGGACUAUAUGUCAGAAUUACCAAUUGUUUGACAUCCAAUAUAGCCGAUGAUUAACAAAUCAGUCUGCUCUAUGGUGUCAUAAAACAAAACAAGCUUUUUUUUUUUUUACUGGGUUCAUAUCCCAGUAUGUCUCCAAUUCAAACAAAUUACACAAUCCAACAUGGAGGUAUAAUAUAUGUACUGAACACCAACCUUAGUCCUGAACAGACAAUCCAGAUAGGAUGUGUGUGUGUACCCAGGACAUUGUGCUUGAAUCUCAGUUGAAUAUACUUCUGUAACAAGCAGGGGGAAAAAAGGCCCAGGGCCCGUGCUCAUAAAACUUUAAUUAAAGUCCAGACUCAAUCUCUAAUGACGUCACACCCAUACAAUUUGUAUGGUGUUGUCAUGAAUUUAAUGUCUCAUACUCAAUCUCUAAUGACGUCACACCCAUACAAUUUGUAUGGCGUUGUCAUGACAAUAAUGUCUCAGACUCAUUGAGAGUCUCGAGUCUAGACUCUAAACCUUUUAUAAGCACCAAGCCAGCAGGUAAAACAAUAUUAAAUUUUGAUUUGAUGCUGUUACACCAUAGAUACACUUGCCUCCAUUACACUGGAAUCUGUGCUUAUAAAACAGUGACGUCUAUACUCAAAGACUUGAAGACAGUCUUAACAUUACAAGCAGUAUCUAGACUUACUAAAGUCUGGACUUUUAAAGUGUUAUAAACACAGGUCUUGGUUUCAUGUUUGAUUGCUGCAAUAUCAUAUAUUUUGACUGAUUUUACAACCCAAAGUACUAUUGGUAUUUAUAAUGUAUUUAAUUUUAUAGUUGUUUUCACUGAAAUAUGAAUGUAAAUAGAUCCAUUUGUGUCAACCGUAAGUGCCUUUAUAGAUGUUUUAAUGAACUGUCUUGACGACAAAUUGUUGGGACUGUUCUCAGGUUUAUGCAGUUAAACGAAAGGUUUAGCGUUCAAACUGCAUUCACACAGUAAGUGCAUAUAUGUAGCCCUUCUCGCAAACUGCUUUGUCUUCAGAACACGUUCGUAUGUGUGGGAGUUUUUCUCAAAAUGUUUUGUUUGAAUAAUUGUUAAUGAUAUGUGCUGAGUGCUUGAAUGUUUUAUGCUUCAGAAUAUUGCCUUUCUUUACAAAGGUAAUUAUCGUGUGAUCUUUUCCUUUUACUGGAAGUGAAUGUGUAAAAAAAAUUUAAACUCUGUGUAGCUUACCUUAACUUAUUGAUUUUGGUUCAGUAAUUUAAGGCUAUAAGUUUAUAUUAAUUUUACUUCUACAUAAUAUGUGAAUCACUAUACAUCAUCAAACAUGUCAUUUAUUACCAUAUAUAUCGCUGUGUAUAAGCAGUGAAAGUAUGACUGACAAAGAAUUGGGGAAAUAAAAAGUAAAGUUACACGUGUAUUUUCUUCAAACAUAUUCAUGUAUCAGAUUUCGGAUCAAAGCCUUUUGAAAUAAGCAGCAUGUUACUGACAAUAAACAUUCAAACAAAUAUGUGGUUUAAACAUCAUUUAUUUCAAAGAGAAGUGGAUUGACAAACAGGCCACUGGCCCAUAUUUAUGUGUUUUGAACAAACAUGUAGGACCUAAUGUAGCCCUUAACAAAUGAGUAAUUGUAUUAUAUAUAGAGGCUAUUUCAUGGGUUUUUCCAAAUAAGAUUUUUAUGUCGGCGAAUAAUAUGUGAAAACCAUAUUUUCACAAAUUGAGAAGCAGUGAGUUAAAAUAUGGUUUUCACUCAUCACGAGUUGAUAUAAAAAUCGUAUUCGAGAAAACAACAUGAAAUUAUCUAUUUAUUAUAUACAUGUUUCCUAAUUUUUGACAAUAUCUUUUGCUUUUUGUUAAUAUCUUUUACUUAUCCUAUCAAAAACACGUAAUGCCAUGAUAUAUUUCUUCUGAUGGAAUUUUUCCAGAAAAUUCACUUGACCAUAGACUUUUAAAAGAAAUUUGAAUAAAAAUUAUCUUUAUUUAAUUAUUAAAUUAACAUUUAUUUAAUAACACUGCUGUGCAAACAUACCUGACAAACCGAUCCUCAAAAAAAACUCUACAAAAAUGAGACAAAGGGAGAUAAUUUGAUCAUGAACUUGUACAAAAAAAGUAAAUACGAUUUCUAUAUUUUUACUGUAGCUACAUGUAUCACUUUUUAUGGUAUCUGCAGAUCUAUAUAUUUAAUUGCUAUGUAUAUAAUAAAGACUAGUAUACUGUGUUAUUGCAUAUUGUGAAUUUCGUCCUCACCCAUUUUCUCAAUAAUUGACUACAGUUAAAGGGAGAAUUGUGAUUCAGUCAUUCAUUCAAAAUAAAAUAUAUAUAAUCAUUUAUUUAUUAUGAUGAAAUUAAACAGUGUGUCAGUUUCUUAAAUAUGUAUUUAAAAUAUCUGCAUACAUAAUUUAUUGUAUAUUUUUACUAACAUUUAAAAAUAAAUGUUCUAAUUGUCUUAUAUUUUUCUACACAUUUUUAAGCAUACUGUGUUAUUACAUUUAAAGCAUUGAUUCUUAGUCCUGAGUCAGUUUAUCUGAUGUAAUUUUAUCAUGUAUUUAAGAGUACUUUUCCACCAAGCGAAUGUGAAAGCAAACGAAUGGGUUCCAUUAAAAUUUGCUUUUGCUUGGUAGAAACAGGUUAUUGGGUAUUAAUAGAACCCAUUUGUUUGCAUUUGUGUUCGCGUGGUGGAAACUUAAUUAAAAGAUUUUUUACACCAGUAAUAGAGGGCGUAGGUUACCUGUAUGCAUGCUAAUACACAGCGAUAUAUAAUAUCAUAAUUGUUACUAUUUAUAUACACUGAUUAAAUCAUAUUUCAUAUUCUUAUUUAAUAUAUACAAUCAUGCAAUUGAUUUGUGCAAAUGUUUAUUGUGUCAGCAUUAUUCUUCGGGUGACAAAAGUUUAUUGACUUGAAUCUGUAUUGUGAAAAUAAAGAUAUCUGUCAUUUACUUAUGGCAUCUUCGUGGAACAGUCAUAACUCUUCAUCGGUUAUUUCACUUGUUUUGCUUCAUAGUUCAGGGUUAUCACAACUUGGAAAGUUUUUAUUUAACCAGCUUUAAAGAAAACUGGCAAAUCACAUAUUCUGCAACCCAUUUAAAUUUCACGAAGUAAAAAUAUUCAAAUCUCUAUUAUUAUUUUUUAAAUUUUGAAAUUGAGGAAUAUUAAUUGCCAGUGUUUCGUAAGUCAAAUUCACUAUAUUUUGGUCAGGUUUUAAGAUAUUGGCAUAAAAUUUGAACUUUUGUAAAAGAACUGCUGGAAACAAAUGUGAAUCAUUAAUUAUAUUGUUGGAAUCUGUUCCCUUUAUGAAUUAAAUUACUAAUCUUGUAUAUUAUCUUCACAGUUAAUUUAAAUUCUUUGUGUUUUAUGUUUUGUGGUUAAAAAUGUGUUUUAUUUUGUUACUGCAUCAGUUUAUUAGAACAAAAAAGAGAAGAUUUUAUUUGAUGUACAUCAGUGUAUUUGUAAAAAAGAUAUAAAUUUUUAUAGUACAUUUAUUGCAAAGUGAUAUACAAGCAUGUGCUCUGUUGACACCUUUCUUCCCCAAGUUUUCAAGUUAAUUGUAGAUGCUACUAUGGUUUUGGUUUUGGAUAUCGGUAUUUAAAUACAGAAAUGAAAACUUCCAUUAUGUUUACGUGCACAGUUUUACAAAAUGUAUUCUGAAAAUAAUUUCAUUAGUUUUUGUAAUGGCUGGAAACAAUAUUUUUCUUUGUGGCUUGUAAUAUAUGUUAACAAACUGAUAUUUUUAGAAAUUAAAUUAAUAUAAUAUGUAUGUAAUAAAUGUUAAAAAUACAAACAAAAUAUAACACAAAAUUCAGUGAAAUAACAAGUUAAUUACAUGGAUAUUCAAGGCUAACUUUGGUUAAACUUAAAAAAAAGAAAGAAAAAGAAACUUUCUGAUAAAAUAAUUAUUACAUGAAAUUUAUUUGCCAAAUUAAAAUAAAAUUUGCCAGUUGUUUUUAAAAUUUGCAGUUAGUGAACUUGGCAAGUGUCAGAGCUAGCCCUGAUUAUUACAUAUAUAUUUUAUGGUGCUAAGCGGUGAUUCCACUUCAUCGACACAGACAUGCACAUUUUAUGGAUCAUAAGAAAUUGGAACAUGUUCAAAUCAGUGACGAUGUACAAAAUGUGUCGACAACUGUGGUCCUGGAAGUACAUGCUCAGUGGAUAUACAUACUACCGUAAAUACAUUGAUCUGUUUAUAAAAUAUAAUUGACUGUGAGUAUAUCAAAUGAAUUGUAAUUUUGCUUGACAUAUGAAAGGCCUUGUGCAUGUAAAUGUAUUGUCUUUUUAGAUAGUAAUUAAGCAAUAAUAGCAACUUUAAUUAGUUGAGGUGUAUGUACAUCAGGGAAUAGUAAUAUCUUGGUAUUCAACAUGUAUGCACAUUAAAUGUUUUUUGUUUUUUUUGUGUAUUGUUUUUUUAAAGUCUAGAAUAUAAGUGGGAAGGCUCACAGACAGAUAUUUAGUGUCUGUCUUGUAAAUAUAAAAAUAUUAACAUACAUGUACGUACAAUUAAAUUCUGAAACAUUAUUUGGAAUACUAAUUUGUAAACAGGAUAUGUAUUAUAUAUUGCAUAUAAAUGUAUUCAGUAUGAGGUUAAUAUCUUGAGAGAAGUAAUUAAUUUUUUUCUAAGGGACUCAAUAUUACACCAUUAAUGUAUAUUGGAAUUCAAUGAUUGAAAUGUGGAUUAUGUUGAUGACGUAAUAUACAUGUAUAUGUAAGGCCCAGACCCUAGUUACAGCCUGUGAAAACGAACACUUAAGUUUAAUUAAUCUACAAAUGUGCAAUACAUUUGGAUAAGGUUAUAACAGAGAGAAGCUAAAGUCUGUGAUUUUGAAACGGGGCAAAUAUCAUUCGAAAAUAGACUAGAGUUUGUCUUGAUAAUGAUUACUUCUCAAGCAUUUUGAGGUUUUACCAAAAUCUGCAUUUUGGGGUAUUAAUACCAAAAUUUGGAUGACCAGAACCACUUCAGAUGUACGAAAAUUAAUAUUCUAAAUAAUACAAUGCAAGUACUUCAAAUUUAAAUUAUCAAAAACAGCCUUAAUAAUAAAAAAUAUGUUGUAGUGUUUGAAAACUAGGGUCUGUCACUUUAAUUGAUUGUGAUUACAAACAGACAUCAACAGAAUGUAGCUAAAGUAUGCUAACUGGUUCAAAGAUGACCAGUAAAGCUACAGCAAACCACAGAUUUUGACAAUUUGUACAUGUUGUGUAGUACACAGAUGAAAUUUGUAGAUAUUUUUUUAGUGUCCCAUUUAGAAAUUCCCACAUUUCUAACAACCUAUGUCAAAAAUAAAAUAAAUAAAAGUAAUAAAAACUCGCAAGACAAGGUGCUUUAAUCAUGAUUGGAGCGGUUUAUUUUUCUUUUUAUAUAUAUAAUAAAAGCAAUUGUACAUAA
Molecule: messenger RNA, 9249 nt
Organism: Gigantopelta aegis
Lineage: Eukaryota; Metazoa; Mollusca; Gastropoda; Neomphalida; Peltospiridae
Product: coiled-coil domain-containing protein 9-like
Exons: 14
Coding region: 279-3221 (980 amino acids)
Source: RefSeq, a predicted model, not a curated record